AUGGAGUUCUUCGGGGUCGUGCGGUUCUACUUCCACGGACCAGACGACAAGUACCAUUCCAAAUGCGUGCGUAUUUCGAGUUUUGCCACGGCGCGACAUCUUGUGAACGUUCUCGUUGAGAAGUUUCAUCCUGACCUUCGUCAACUCAAAGCGGGGAAGUACGCCCUUUACGAAUACCAUCCCAGCAGUGGAGGUAAGGUUAACUCGUCGUUUUAUUUGCAACUCCAUGCUACACCCAGUCCUGACAUUGAACUAGAAGCAGCAGCUUGGUAA
Dibothriocephalus latus is the source of this 273-nucleotide messenger RNA. The record is from the annotation of a GenBank genome assembly. Lineage: Eukaryota; Metazoa; Platyhelminthes; Cestoda; Diphyllobothriidea; Diphyllobothriidae.